Messenger RNA from Drosophila ananassae, 4505 nucleotides. It is a transcript of the gene Dd, whose product is annotated as CTD nuclear envelope phosphatase 1 homolog. Bases 1457 to 2191 code for a protein of 244 amino acids. The transcript has 4 exons. Gene Ontology annotation, molecular function: protein serine/threonine phosphatase activity. NCBI's taxonomy places the organism in Eukaryota, Metazoa, Arthropoda, Insecta, Diptera, Drosophilidae. The record is from RefSeq and is a predicted model, not a curated record.
UCUUAGGAAACUUUAUUUAUUAUGAAUAUUUUAGGCAACAAAAAAUGUAAUUUAGGUAGAAACAAAACUACCAUUUAUUUAUCAAAGGUAAAUUUAUAUUUGUUUUUAACUUUUAACACUAAAAUAACGAUAGCCAAGAGUAAAUAAUUGAAUGCAUUUUGCAUGAUGGCUUGACAGACGGCUGGAACGUGGCACUUGCCCUCGAAAUUGUCAUUUUCGCAUACGCAUGUGCUGCCAACGAUGCACAAACGGUGAAUUGUCCAUCUCACUUCGCAAAAGGCGGCAAUUAAUAAUUAACAAACAGUACGUUUUGGUAACAAUUUGCAAUUGAAUUUGGUGGCAAUUAUUCAGUGUUUAUGUGAUGAUAUGAUGAAAAGCCGACAAGCGAUAACAAUUAACUGCUGCCGGCAAUCGUGCGUCUAUCGAUAGCAAUAAUGCUAUCCGCCUGGCAUCCAUCAAAAGAAAAAUUUUAUUUUGUUGCCUGGCUUUUGGCCAAUUCCUCCGCCGUGCGAGUGUGUGUGUGUGUGCGACCGUGUGCCGUGUAUGUGUGUGCGGGAAUUUAUUAAACAACAAAAUAAAAAUAAAAAAAAAAAAUACAAAAAACAAAAACAACAAAAAGAAGAUCGGUACACGGGACAUACUACAAAUUUAUGUAAUAAUUUAUAAUUUAUGUAAAAAAAACACACACAAGAAACGCGAACGGAACGCCAGUUAUUUAACCAAAAAAAAAAAAAAAAAAAAAAGAAAUACAACAAAAAAAAAAGCAACACACAUACAACCAACGCCAGUGGGUUAAAACCAAAGUGCAAUAGCUGAAUAUUAAAUAAUUAUACACAUACUCUAUAUCUAUUCUUUUAUUUUUAUUAUUGCUCAACAAUAACAGUUAGUUGUUGUUGCUCCCUAUAUGUUUUAUUGUUUUUUUUUUUUACAACACAACAACAACAAUCAAAUAAAAUAAAAAAAAAAGAAAUACACGCCGUGAAGAAGAAGCAGACGCCACCUAUAAUCCCAAAAGCAAAAAAGCAACAAUAACACAACAAAAAAAGAAAUUAAAAGAAAAUUUAAUCCAAAAAUAAUAAUAAUAAUAGUAAGAGAGACCUGAGAGAGUGGGGUAAAGGUAAAGAAAAUCAAGAGAGUGAGAAGUUGAGGGAAAAAAGCGCGAAAAGAACACACACUUUCCCAGAAACUCUUUUUCGCGUUAUCGAUUUUUUGCCAGUGUGUGUGUGUGUGUGUGUGUGCAAUCAAACAACAACAACAACAACAAUACACUGUGGUGUUAUCAACUGAAAAAUAAAACAAAAAAUAAUCAAAUCAUAAUUAUAAAAAAAAAGUUAGGAAGAGAAAAAGAGAAAACCCCCUUAGCCGGUUGCCUUGCCUUCCCUCGCAUCCUGCAGAAAAAGGAUAUCCCUCAAGGAUAAUCCAGAUUUAAUUAACCAACACCGGUGUUAUAGAUUAUAUGAUGAUUUCGUUGCUGCAAAUGAAAUUCCAUGCGCUUUUGUUGUUGCUAUCAAAAGUCUGGACAUGCAUCUGUUUCAUGUUCAAUCGCCAAGUGCGAGCUUUUAUCCAGUAUCAACCGGUUAAAUACGAACUAUUUCCGCUCUCGCCGGUCUCCCGCCACCGACUGAGUCUGGUGCAGCGGAAGACCCUCGUUCUGGACCUGGACGAGACCCUCAUCCACUCGCAUCACAAUGCCAUGCCAAGGAAUACAGUGAAGCCUGGAACGCCGCACGAUUUCACCGUCAAAGUCACCAUCGAUCGGAAUCCAGUUCGGUUUUUUGUCCACAAAAGGCCCCAUGUCGAUUACUUUCUAGAUGUGGUCUCUCAGUGGUACGAUCUGGUGGUAUUCACCGCCAGCAUGGAGAUCUAUGGAGCGGCGGUGGCGGACAAACUGGACAACGGCCGGAACAUACUCCGGCGGCGCUACUACAGACAACACUGCACGCCCGACUACGGCUCCUACACCAAGGACCUGUCGGCCAUUUGCAGUGAUUUAAAUAGGAUAUUCAUAAUUGACAAUUCGCCCGGCGCCUAUCGCUGUUUUCCCAACAACGCCAUACCCAUCAAGAGUUGGUUCUCGGAUCCCAUGGACACGGCGCUGCUGUCGCUGCUGCCCAUGCUGGACGCCCUCCGAUUUACGAACGACGUGAGAUCGGUGUUGUCCCGGAACCUUCAUUUGCAUCGUCUCUGGUAGCAGGUGGGCCGGUUAACGCUACUAUAGUCUAACGUAUUUCUGCAGUGAGGAUCGGGGAGGGGGGAAUAAUAUUUUUUUGAAAUUAAAAACAACAACAACAACAACAAAAUGGUGGUGCUGUGACACAUUAACGAAUUUUUUUCAAUAUUAUAUAAUUAAUAGCAAGAAAAGUUUGAUAGAAAAAACAAGAAACAAAAACAAAAAUAAAUCCCCUAAAGAGAGUUAAUUAAACGAGGGGGGGAAGAAGACACGAGAUCAUGAGAUACAGAGAUCAAUAAAAUUUACCAAAAAAAAAAAAAAGAGAAAAAUAAACAUUAUUGAGAUCUGGAUAUCUGGAAGAUAGAUAUAAUUUUUAUUUUUUUUUUGUACCAUUGCCUCUAUUAAGAUUAAAGAUUUUUGUAAUAAUUUACCUUGCAUUCAAGUGCAUCAUAAUUACGAUUAAUAUUUUUAGUUGUGUUGUUUUUUUGUACAUAUAUAUGUAUAUAUAAAUAUAUAUGUGUGUGUUUAUAUCUAUAUAUAUAUAUAUAUAUGCAGUUUAUAUAUAAAUAUAUCCAAACUAUUGAACACAGUAUAUUUAACAAAAUAAAAGUGAAGAUUAAGAACAAAUUCAAGUCAAGUUAUAUACACAUAUGUUUAUAUUCAGUAUAUAUAUAUGAAUAAUAUAUAUAUAUAUCGUAAUAUAAAGUCUAAAUCUAAGUCUCGCAGUAGUAUCUGUAUGAAAAAAAAAUAUAUAUAUAUUUAUAUAUUAUUAUGAUUACGAUUUAUUAUUAUAAUGAAAGUGAAAUUGUUUAUACACGCAGUCUGUAUAUGGCGAUCGGAUCGAGAUGGAAUACUUUUAAUUAUACAAAUUAGUUGAUUACGAAACUUUCCUGGACAUCAUUAUUACGGAUAAUAUAAUUACUAAAUGUAACCGAUUAUGUAUAGACUUAACUAUUCUGUUUCUCUUGUAAAAAAAAAGCGAUGAAGGGAAUCCCAAACGAUGAAAAUAUCUUUCAAGAGUUUCAUUUUGCUUGCAAAAAAAAAAAAAACAACAAAAUCAUAACAAUUUUUCUAUGGAUAAGAUUUUUGUCUUUGAAGGCGUUAUAUAAAUAAUGUAUAUUUAUAUAUAUCUACAUCUAUACAGUACUAUUUAAAAAAAAAAAAAAAAACAAAAACAACAACAAACAAGCAAACAAAACAAAACAAAACACAAUGAACAGAAAGAUAGGUACUGAGAGAUACAGAUACAAAGAUACAGAGAGAGAGAGAUACGGCCGAGCCGUACAUUAUAUAGUCUCUAUAAUCCGAUCGGAUCAGAUCAGAUUCAAGACAGAGCCCCCAGACUGGAAAGUUCGAGUUGGAGAUGAUACAGUAGAGAGCCAAAUCACUAAUUAUAUAAUACUUGUACCGAGUUAGUCUGAGAAGAAAAAAUGCGAUAUCGUGGCACAUCAUCUGAGAGAGAGACAUCACACACACAGAGUAGGAAAAUGAGGAUUACGAAAACUGCUUCCAUAGUUAAUGUUAUUUCCAAAAACAAAAUAAAAAUAAAUAAAUAAAUAAAAAACAAAACAAAUAAUUAAAUAAAUAAUAAACAAUUUAAAAACUAAUACAACAAAUUAAAUACAAAACAACAUCCUCAAUAGCUUGUCUUAAAACACACACACACUUCCCCUAUCCAAUUGUUCUUUUUACUGAAUUGUACAUUUUUUAAAAAACAAUCAUUAUUUGUUUAUUAUUGCAAGGAAUACAAACAACAACAAAAAUUAUGAAAAAAUAAUACGUGUUUGCGCGAUGUUGUUAAUUUUAAGUAGUUUGUAGCAAAUUUGUUAAACUGAAACGUAAAUGAAAUAAAUGAGAAAGGGAACACAAAAAGCAGAGACAAAAAAAAAUUCAAAAAAUACAACAAAAUCAAUCAAAAAUAAAAAACAUUGUGUUUUAUUCAUAAUUCUUUUUUGAAUUUAGCGCCAACUAUUAGGUAUGGCAUUUUUGGGAGUUAACAGUGUGCUGUAACGUCUCUGUUAAAGCACAUUUAUGGUGCUGUUAUGCGAAAGGCUCUGGAAUAAAAGGCUAAUAAUGAUUUUAGUGGCGAAUUUUUAAUACCCUCUAUAAAUGUUAAUCAAGAUAUUAUUUAUGAUAUAAAAAAUGAAUAAUCCACUCUUUUAUUUACAUAAAUCCUAACUUGACAGUACUGCUAUUACAAUGACUACCCCACUAUGUAAUGGGUAUUAACAGCUGCUGUUAACUCGAUUAUUUUGAGGUUAUGUUGUCACUCUGUCGCUGCAACAACAAGUUACCGUAAAAGAAAAUCGCCGGAGUAUUUACGCAACGCAACUGG